Messenger RNA from Lutzomyia longipalpis, 1707 nucleotides. Its product is annotated as transcription factor grauzone-like. The transcript has 2 exons. The coding region runs from base 30 to 1658 and encodes 542 amino acids. Gene Ontology annotation, molecular function: DNA-binding transcription factor activity, RNA polymerase II-specific; zinc ion binding; RNA polymerase II cis-regulatory region sequence-specific DNA binding. The record is from RefSeq and is a predicted model, not a curated record. Lineage: Eukaryota; Metazoa; Arthropoda; Insecta; Diptera; Psychodidae. Gene Ontology annotation, biological process: regulation of DNA-templated transcription. Gene Ontology annotation, cellular component: nucleus.
UCGCAUAGUUGACGCAUAAAAACCAAAACAUGUCAAAAAACAAUUUGAAUGGAAAAGAAAUUACAAUAAAAGUGGAAAAAACAAUGAAAGAAAAGGAAUUGUGUCGUUUUUGUGCUGAAAGAUCCUUCGACUACACAUCUGUGUUCACCGAUGACCUUCAUAAGGGUCUUAAGACUCAUUUUGGAAUUUUGAUUGAAGAAACGGACAAUUGGCCUAAAACUUCCUGCAGAAGUUGCUUCAGCGCAAGUAAAAUUUGUUUGGAUUUCAUCACAAAAAUCCGGAAGAGUGAGACGACGUUUCGGGAUCUGUACGGAGAGUGGAAGGAUGUGGAGAUUAAGCAUGAAAUAGAAAUGAUAGACAUCAAGCUGAAUCCUCUUGAGGAUGAAUUUGAGAAUGAAGUCCUAGAAGAGGAGAAAGUGGCUGUGAAAGCAUCAAAACGCUCAAGGAAAUGCAAGCAAGAAAAGGUUUUCCGCGAAGGACCCCGAAGAUCUGCAAGACACCUAAGUAGCUCAACUGAAAUAAAGGAAGAAACAGAAACUCCCUCAUCACCAUCUCAUUCACCAAUUUUUAUGGAAGCCCUGGAAGAUCCUGAAGAUGUGAGUCCUCCACUGUCCACCUCCACCAAAGAGACUGAUAAGAAGAAGAAGAGAAAGUUAAGUGGACGAGAUGAGAAUAAAAAAUACUCCAAUCAAAUUCCGGAGGAAAAAUUGAAGAAAAUUGAGGAAUUCUUCAAAAUGGAUUGCGAUCUGUGUCAGCAAUCGUACACAAAGCUGCGAGAUCUUCAAGCUCACUACCGCGAAGUUCACAAGAGGAAGGGAUAUGUCAAGUGUUGCAAUAUUAAAUUCAAUCGUCCUUUUAAGGUCCUGGAACACCUGGAGCAUCACCUCAAUCCGGAUGCUUUUAAAUGCCACGAAUGUGGGAAGAAAUUCAAAAACCGCUAUGGCCUACAGUUGCACACGGAGAAUAGCCACACACCACCUGAAUUGCACAAGUACAAAUGCCCAAAUUGCCCGAAAACCUUCAUGAGCAUUCAUCGGCAUAGAAAUCACUUGGCUGUCCAUGUAAAGGAGUCCGACAAGAGUCACUUCUGCCCACACUGCAACAAAGCAUUUGCACUAAAUUCCAAUAUGCAGAUUCACGUGAAACUUAUGCACCAAAAAGUAUCCUACCAUGUUUGCGAGAUUUGUGCAAAAAUGUUCAAGAACAAAGAUGUGUUCAAGCGUCAUCAGAAAACUCACACAGGAGAGAAAAUUGAAAAGCUCCCCUGCCCCGUUUGUGGGCGUCUAUUUAACUAUGAUACUAAAUUGAAACUACACAUAGCUCGACAUAAUCUAUCAAAAGAAAUUUUUCAGUGUCACAUUUGCAAGAAAAUCUCACCAAACAAACAAGCUCUGCAGAGUCACAUAAAGUAUGUCCACAUUCGCGAAAGGAUACAUAAAUGUAAAUUAUGUGGAGCUGCAUUUAAGGUUAAACAGCGCCUUGCGGAACAUAUGGCCACCCACACAUCCAAUCAAAUUCUCUACACCUGCCUCUUCUGCCCGAAACAAUUCAAUAGUAGUGCAAAUAAGUAUGCACACCAGAAGCGGCAACAUCCGGUGGAGUACGAAGAAAUGAAAUUGAAAAAGGACGCCGAAAGUCUUGGCCGGAAGAUUGAAUAAAGUAAGAUUAUUUUUUCCUUUUUCAUAUUAAAGUGGAUUUUCUUAUAAA